UGGGCGGAAGUUACGUGAACAGCAGGCUGUCAUCGGAGCUGCCUGCUAGCCGCCUGCUGCCCUAAAAACAAGUGAAAUAUAUCGAUAAACACAUCGCCAAGUGCAAGUCAAACCAGCUCCCACAGGAAUAUGGAUGACGACGUGCUAACGACUCUGAAGCUGUUGAUAAUUGGCGAAAGUGGAGUCGGGAAGUCCAGUCUCCUGCUGAGGUUCACAGAAGACACUUUUGAUCCAGAACAGUCAGCGACAAUAGGUGUGGAUUUCAAAGUAAAGACACUGGCAAUAGAUGGGAACAGAGCAAAACUCGCCAUAUGGGACACGGCUGGACAGGAAAGGUUUCGCACCCUGACACCCAGCUACUACCGCGGUGCACAGGGAGUCAUACUUGUGUAUGACGUCACAAAGCGCGACACUUUUAUGAAGCUGGAGAACUGGCUGAAUGAACUGGAAACCUACACAACACGCAAUGACAUUGUAAAAAUGCUUGUUGGGAACAAAAUUGAUAAGGACGACCAUGAAGUGGAUCGAAAUGAGGGACUGAAAUUUGCUAGGAAACACUCCAUGCUUUUUAUUGAGGCCAGUGCAAAGACCAAAGAUGGUGUCCAGUGUGCCUUUGAGGAGCUUGUGGAGAAGAUCCUCCAGACUCCGGGGCUUUGGGAGAGUGAAAACCAGGGUCAGAAGCUCCGUCUGGGGGAUCAGGAGCAGGGCGGGGGCAGGGCAUGUGGAGGAUACUGUUCCAUACCCUGAAACCGGACAGAACCAAAAAAAAGCACCAAGCUGAUCGGAAUGACUACGGACCAGAAACAGAGGGGGGUGAAAUAGAGGUGGAACUGGAUGAGUCCUUUUAACAAAAAGUUAAUUGUUGAAGUAGUUCUGUCAGUCAAAAGGACUUUGCUGUUUGCACACUUCCUUUUCAACCAUCAUCUGUCACAUGUCACUACUUUCUGUUUAAAACAUAAAUGAAAGGAUCGUGCAAAAAUAGCCUCUUGUCUAAGGAAGUAUAGUGUUUUUAAAUUAUCAUAACCAUGCCAAGUGUAUGUCAUAGGAGUACAUGUCUGGUUUGAAUUUUUCUUAUUGGCAACAGUGUUUCUGUUGUACAUUAAGCGAUCAGGUUAGUAGCAUAGUGCCUAUAACAUGAACUAAUUUUGUAGGUUACAAUACAGUCAAAUUUCACUCCAAAGGAUUCAUAAUAAUCAGUAAAGAAGUAUCCUCAAUCUCUCACUUCCAGGAAAAAACUAGUUCCCUGCUUAUGAUUUGUGAGCUGUAAAUGUCGACUUCUAUGUAGCUGCAAAGUUAAAGUACAAAAUGUUCCACAUGACGAGCUUUAUUUCAUAUGAAACACAUCACUUGGAUUGAGGGUAGUGGUGGACUAGACUUGUUAUGUGGAGCGCGUGUUGGCCUCCAUCUAACAUCCGUCAUUAUGCACCAGAACACUGUGAAUGCCGAAUAAGACAUUUCAGUAUGGACCCCAGUUACUGACACCAGUUCAUUUUUUUCUGUUAAUUGAAUUAUUUUCUUAAUUAUUAUUCAUUUAUGGUGAUUUCCAUCAAAUUCUAUGUACGUAUAGAGGCGUUCAAAUGAACAGAUUCCUGUUUUUUUUUUUCCUGUCUUCAUGGAAAAAUCCAAGACAAGUAAUCAUCUUUGUCUUGUAGGAUUUUUUUGUAACCAAACCUGUCUUUUUCUUUGCAUGUUUGAUCUGGACCAUAACGUCCACAGCUGCAAGUCUAAGGUUUACAGUAUUGAGAGUUCUUGCAAUAAAAUAUGCUCUUCUACUCACUUUUAGCUCAGUUUUGCCAUUUAGUCUUAGCCUGACCUGUAAGUUUGUUUAUUUUGCAGUUUCUGUGUGGUGUUGUAGUUUCUCUAAAGUCCCACUGACUUACUGAAGGCAUUUCUCACAAAUUAUAAUAUGAGAGCAUUCCUAAGACAUUUGUUUGAUGUAUCAUUGCUAUUUGUUUGAAUUCUUUUUUUCUUGUUUAGAAUCAUGUGGACCUUUCCCCUCUUCUAUCCCUGUACCCUUUUCCUGUUGCUUUUGCUGUGCGCCUACCUAAAUCAUAUUCAGCACUAUGUUAAAUUGAUAUCUGCCUUAACAUUGAAUGGCAUUUGCUUGGGUUAUGGUCCAGUAAUGUUUGUAUUGUUUCAAACUGAAAUAAAUGACAACCUCAAGAUGCCGUCA
This is a messenger RNA of Dicentrarchus labrax (European seabass), 2173 nucleotides long. Its product is annotated as ras-related protein Rab-18-B. Gene Ontology annotation, molecular function: GTP binding; GTPase activity. Lineage: Eukaryota; Metazoa; Chordata; Actinopteri; Moronidae. The transcript is spliced from 7 exons. The coding region runs from base 130 to 747 and encodes 205 amino acids. The record is from RefSeq and is a predicted model, not a curated record.